Chrysemys picta bellii (western painted turtle) is the source of this 7835-nucleotide messenger RNA. It is a transcript of the gene ZNF740, whose product is annotated as zinc finger protein 740. Gene Ontology annotation, molecular function: DNA-binding transcription factor activity, RNA polymerase II-specific. The record is from RefSeq and is a predicted model, not a curated record. Gene Ontology annotation, cellular component: nucleus. Gene Ontology annotation, biological process: regulation of transcription by RNA polymerase II. NCBI's taxonomy places the organism in Eukaryota, Metazoa, Chordata, Testudines, Emydidae.
CGCCCGGGCGGACUGGACGUGACCCCUGUGCCAAGCGCUUCCGGUUCCGGGGUAGCGGCGGCGGCCGAGAGGGUUCGGGCCGCUGUUUGUAAACUUGUCUCCCGGGGGAGAGCGCGGAGGCAACGGCGGAGCCCGGAGCCCGCAGCGGCCGAGCCAGGCUCAGACUAAACCAGAGAAGUGUCUGCAGCGAUAUCGAGGCACAGAGAUCAACUCCCUUUAUCCAGGAUCCAUCCAGAAGCAGGGCUAGGGUUGGGAUGACUCCUCUGUAAAAGCGGUGCAGUCAGUUACCUUCCCGUCUAGCUUCUCCAGCUCUCGGCAGUGCUUGGGGAAGACGCCCUUAGAACGCCACACACAAUUUCAGACUCUCAGAAUCCAGAAAGAUGUCGGCAAAGUGGAGGGUACUGGACAAGACCAGCAAAAAAUGAUUAACUGAAAAAAAAAAAAAUCUUUCUAAUCGUAAAAUUCUUUCCCGGGAGAGAAUUAAGGCUAAAGAAUUGUUACAAUCCGUUUGUUGAGGACAGACAGACAAGAUGGCUCAGGCGAGUCUCCUGGCCUGCGAGGGCCUCUCUGGGGUGUGCCUCGUGCCAACUGUUGCCAGCAAGAAGAUGAUGCCAAAACAGAGCUCCAAGCAGACAGAGAAUGGAGAGAGAGGGAACAGUCCGAACAUGCUGGGUCUCCGCCAGGAGAGCGAGAAAUCUCGCAGCCGUAAAGAGGAAGAGCCGGCAGAAGCAUCACAGCCAAAAAAGACCAUUAAAAAGGCAGGUGAUGGUGAUUGAGCAGAACGGCUCCUUCCAGCUGAGAAUCCCCAAGAACUUUAUUUGCGAGCAUUGCUACGGAGCCUUUCGGAGCAGCUACCAUCUCAAGAGACACAUCCUCAUCCAUACUGGUGAGAAGCCGUUCGAGUGCGAUCUGUGUGACAUGCGCUUCAUCCAGAAGUACCACCUGGAGCGCCACAAGCGCGUGCACAGCGGCGAAAAGCCCUACCAGUGCGAGCGCUGCAUGCAGAGCUUCUCCAGGACAGAUCGGCUGCUUCGACACAAACGAAUGUGCCAGGGCUGCCAGCCCAAAACCCCUGACUCGCAGCUGCUGCUUUAGGAGCCAGGGCGAUGCGUCGGAGAAGCUAGGCCGUGGACAGGAUUUUCAGUUUUCUGGGUCUAGUUUUGCCUGCUCCUGCUCCCCCGGCCAAGGGGGGACAGAGCUGAGGACUCUCCUAGACUCUCGGAUGGGGUCCUGACACUGUAAAUAAGAUGAGGAUGAUCUGGAAUCUCUACUCAACCAGCAGAAGCCACGGGCAGCUGUGUAUAAACCUUCUUUUCCAUUGGUUUGUUUUUGAAGUAUCACCAUUUGCCUCUCAGGAAAGGCUUCGGGGGACAACAGGGCAAAGCUAGCUACACUCACCUCAAACUCUUAACACUUGCCAUCACCUGAUCGACCAGCUCCCGCCCAGGUAGAGCUCACAGGUAUGAAAUAUAGCGGGGUGGAAAUCAACCGUGUUGUUCUUUUGACUCUUUUUGUUAACUAGUCUCACCGGAAGAGACCAACAAAGCAGUGGAUUGUAAGAGGCAGCUGUGGAGGAUUUUGGUUCAGGCGUGAAAUGCAGGAACUCAUCUCAGCCGAGAGCUUGGUUAUGAGGUCUGCGGAGCUUUUAUUUCUAGGGCGUCUGAUUUUGUAACCGAGUUUCCUCCUGCUCUUUCCACCUCAAGAAACGAGCGGGGACGUUGGAGGGGGAGGGAGGAGAGCGCACUGUUGGAGGGGGGGAGGGGAGCGGUUGCGGGGACUCAGUUGAAACUCUUGUGACACCCAGCAGCUGGUGCGAUCGGUGUCCUAUGAAAUGGUGUUGUGUGAGCUGCUGCUGUAUACGUCGCCUGGGUGAACCCGCAUGGCAUUGUCUGGACGUGGCUCUUAGCAACACCCAAACCCCUGAUGACAGGCAGUGCUUCGGGGUAUACAGCCCAUGGCUGUGGGGACAGCCAGAGGCUGCCCUCCUUCCUUGGCCCCAGUGUGUGUGUAUGUGAGGAUGCUUGGGGUGAUCCCAUUACGGCACGUCCCUGUUCCCCCUGGAAUUCAGAUCCUAGUCUGGUUCAUGGCGGCAGCCGCACAUAAUCUGGCUUUCUCAGAAAUGCUCUUGCCUCAAACGCUGCCGGGUUUGGGUCACGCUCGGGAAGGCUUUCAGUUGCUUUGUAGUUUGGGAUAAGAUCCACCCCUUUGUGUUUGACCCCGAGGGCCAGCCAGGGCUGGAUCUUUGCAGUGUCUGUUCUGGAUUUGGGGGGAAUUUAACCCACUCUCGGAUUUCAUUUCCAUUAAAUCGGUGCCCUGUCUACUUGGGGGUGGAAACCACUUAAAUUUACUGUGAUCUUCUCUCUGGCAACUCUCCCGUGGCCUAGGAGCAACUGCGCAGUUCAGGGGGAGCUAGAAACAGCUCAAGGGACCUGUAGGGAAAGGCAGUUAAACUUCCUCCUGUGGAAGAAACCGAAACCAUGGGCAUGAGGGAGGGGGUGAGGCUCCCCAGCCACUCUCAGGAGCCCUGAUUGUUGCAGGCCAGAAAAAGACUGUUACCAAAGCGUCGACUCUGCCUCCCCAAAUCCCCCUCUUGGCUCCCAACGCUCGGUCAUGCCCUGCCUCUGAAAACUCAGGCCCAGCUAGUGCCAGCUAAAGAUCAGACCGUUCCCGGCUGGGAACAAAUGUGUAGGGAAGGAAGAGACUGUUCAUGUCGGCGCAUUGGCUCCCACUCCCCUUGCAGCGACAGCAGUAUAUUGGAUACUUCCUGCUCAGUGCUCUUCUGAGAGCCCCACCCAGAUGUCCCUGGUUGCGUAGCCUAGGUCCAGCUUGGCUUCUAGCUGUCUAGCUGAGCUUGGUCUCUGUGCACAGCAGCUGGCAUCACUGCAGCUCAGGAUCUCCUGUUUCUGCUCCAAGAUGUCACUCGGUGUCCUGGUAAUUGUUCUGGGGCAGGGGGGAGCAGGGCACAGGGGAAGGUUACACAGGGCAGCGCGAAUCUGGACUCGGCUUUCUGAGCAUCAGUGACACUGGAGCAAAGCGCCCUUGGGAAAUGACCUCAAUGCUCUUUAAAAUGUCAGUGGCUCUGUCACUUAGUUCAAAUCAUGCAGCCCCCCGUUGCCCUCCGUGUAGCGAGCUACGUACCGAAAUAAAAUCCUUUCUGGAGCAGCUUCUCCCAGCAGCAGAGCACACGCCGCAUUGGUGCAGCCUGGCCUUGUCCGGCGAAGGUAGAUACUGCCGACGUUUAGCUUAGGCCAGCAGGGACGCUGCUAACGUUAGCAAGGUGAUCUUCUGUCUCUCUUUAUCUCGCUGCUAUAUUCCUUUGGGUCUCCAGGUUCCUUCAGACUCCCUUCCCCCACGGGUGCUGCUACUUAUCCUCUUCUCUUCUUUCUCCACCCCCUCCCCCUCCACCCCCCCAAAAUCCAAGCUAGAAACCCAUUCCGAUUUCCAUCUUGGAUUUUUUUUUUUCCCUUCAUCCAUAUAUCUCUGAGAGACACUCUGCCAGGGGAGAUUUACAACGCAUCCUGCUGCCAGAUUCUGCUCUGCCUUCCCCCGGCCCUCAAAGAUGGGACUGAAAGCCAGUUUGCAAAGAGAACAGAGUUCUGUGUCUCAUCCACAGCCCCCCGCACAGGACGGGGCAGCCUGGCUUGGCCUGACACAUCCUUGGUUGGUUCUUUUGUAGAAUUUCGACAGCAGCGUGCUCUCUGCACCUGCAUGCUGGAUACACCGGUAUGAAUGCUUUACUCGAGCGGUGCCCUUCAUCCAAAUCUCUCCCCGGCAGAGUACCGCAUCUGCAUAUGCACUGCGGUCUCCUUUGGGGAACGGCUAGAGUAGAACCUGGUAGCGUGAAUUGUCUUUCCCAGGUGCCAAACACUACCCUUCCCGCUGAAUCCAUCGCGAGCUGAGAGUUCAGGGCACCUGAGCUCCUUAGACCCUGAAAUCACAAUGGUCCAACUUCCUGCUUGCCUCUAACACGCUUUAUUGCUGCAGAGAUUUGGAAGAGGUUAAAUGGGCAUCCUCCGCCUCUUGGCCUGCCCACGCUGUCAGACAAACGCAGGCUGCGCUUGUAACCGCACAGGAUGGAAGAGCGGUGUGUUCGUUGCGACGCUACGUGAUCAGCUCCUGCUGCCUGUUAGAGGCCAAGGCUCCUCUUUUGAGACCUUUUCGGUGCCAUUUGCGUGAUUCUCUGCCAGGCCCCUGCAGCCUCAACUUAGAGGUGUUUCUUUUCAGUCUCCCUGCCCAAGAAAAUCACACCCUGUUGUACGUCUGGAGCUUCUGGAUGUUGUCUGGAAUCAUAGUCUCCUCAAGGAAGCGCUGAAAGCCCCGUUGAUUCUGUCACUCAGAAUCGCACUAGGCAAAGUGUCUGUGGCUCUGUUGUGGGAAGCAAUGGGACGGGUGACUGGCUAGCUUCUCAGCUGGGAGUUCCAUGUUGCCAGCGCCUGGGUUGGCAUAGCAGGGAAGGAGAUGUGCAGGACGCACAGGCUCCACCACAGGCUCAUGGCCUAACCUGUCCUAGGCUGGAGAGAGGACGGCUGUUUGAAUGAUGCUGGGCCUUGCAACCUGGCAGUGGGGCGUAAGGUCGAGGGAGUGUUGUAUGGAAGCAGCUUGUGAUUACCAUUCUAGCUGGUCCCAUCGGAUCAAAGCCGAUUGAGAAGGAGAGACAAGUCACUUUUGCACGAGUCUUUCCCUGCUCUCUCUCUUUCACCGAUGAUGGAAUUUAAAGGAACUCUCAUCUUUUUUUUCCUGCCCCUCAGAGAAGCGAAGACUCUUUCUACCUUUUGACCCUCUUUAUUUGGUAAAAGGAGAUUCCCUGCCUCCCACGCCCCCAUGUUGUGGUGAAGGGAGCUGAAACCAGCAGUGACAUGCAGCUUUAUCUAGUCCCUUAUCAUGUCAAAACAUCAGCAUCGCUGAUAAUCAGCACAGCUGUGGGACUAGUAUCUGACUCCUGCGGAGAGUUGGCCUGUCGUUCUGUUGGGCCCCCAGAAAUCCUAGCUAAAAGCUACCUCGUUGACUGUGACUCACGUUUGUAGAACUGGCUUUCAUGGGUGGGGUCAACACUGAAAGCCUGGAGGUGGCGUCAUGUUAACGUGAAGUACCUUGGCCUGGAGAAUGUCACCAGAAAAGCCUUUAAUCCUAGACUUAAGAUUCUCUUCCGAACAGGCCUGAUCUGCUGUCCAGCCCUGGCUCCUUGUGCCCCGUGGCAAUAAUGGCUGAAAUGGGAUGUCCCGUUGUGUGUUUGGUGUCACUAUUUAUUCUCCUGUCCCCACCCAACGAGUAAGGCAAUCGACUGGAAGUCAGAAGGUCAUGGGUUCUAGUCCCAGCUCUGACAAAGUACUGCUCAGUAUCUGUGUUCUCCCUGCGCUAAUUAUCCUGACUCGCUUUUGCAGAGAGAAGUAUGAAGUUUUACUAUUGGAACACGAAUCUUCUGUGUAAAACUGCUGACGGUGGAUCCUGGGGCGUUGGCUGUGACGUGAACAUUGGUUGGCAGCCUGUUACAAUCUGGCAGUACUUCUGCCCAGCACAAGGGGGCAGUACAAGCUAUCCUGUAGGACUACUGGCAAAAGGGUGUUGGCAAACGGUUGGUUCGGUUAAACCAGAGGCUGGUUUGGAGGACAAACUAACUCACUCUCGGUUUUGAACUUUCAUAGCGGAUGGAACACCUGUGGUCUGGAGCAGAGACCCCUAAAUUAUGGGUGGGAACCUCGCUGCUCAGAACAUCUGAGGGCCUGAAGCUGCCUGGGUUCAGUGCUGCAGAGUUUUGAUGCGUGUGUGAUCUGUGUGGCUGGGGGUUUUUCUCAAAAGCUGUUUUUUUGGCCUGGUGGUGAGGCACUACUGCAGAGCUGCUGGUGUCACUGCUGAUACAGACAGUCCUUUUCCUUGAGUAGCUGAUGCGUGCACACCGUGUGCUAUACAAAGGGUUCAUCUGUCUAGCUGACGCUGCAGGUUGCCUGUAGCUGGAGCUGUCUUGAAGCCUGAAAGUCAAAUUGUUUGCAGCUGGUGCUGCCUUUUUCUAAACCAUCUCGGCAGAGGUAUUUCGAUUCCCGGUAAAACAUACAAGUCUGGGGCUAAGAGGCUUAUUGGAUUCACGUACGGCUCGUGCUCUGCAAACCCCCUCCGCUGAUGCAUGGGAAAAGUGUUCAAUUUUAUAUCUAGAAAUUAGUGACUUACGAUGAUUUGAACACUUUUUUUAUUUUUAAAUGCUCUUGUGUAACCUGUCAUGACCUUCCAAAGUGAAUUAAGAUGAAUCGAAUUAAGGCCGCUUGAAUUCUGAAUAAGAGCAUUCACACAGGGAUUUAAUGCAGUUUAACUAAUUUGCUAUAAAUUCACACCUUUAAUGGGGAUUCAUUUUCCUUAGUGUCCCCUUAUACACAAGCCCUUGAGGAGCUAUACCCAGGGAUAAAGAGUAAUAUUGACAGAGAUGUUUCAGGACUCUGAGUUUAUUCUUCUGCCUAGCUGGUUUGCAGCCGAAAUCACAUGAGAAAGGUGGGGGCAGUGAAACUGACAAGGAACACAACUGAAACUGACUAGAAACAAGUUUCCCUGUCUGAGCUGGGUGCAAAAGGGCAAUCUGGCUAGCACCAGCGCUCCAAAAUACAUCUUCUGAAAAUGUGUCAGUUCUAGUAACACACGCAGGACGAUGUUUAAAAUUGGCUUUUAACUUGCUGUAGCAAAGAGGUGCGUCAGCACCUCAUCUGUGCUGGGGAGUGUUAGUUAAAACAAUACAACCCUCCAGUGUAAAGAUGUUGUUCUGGUGCAAUUAGGGGCUUUCCCUGCUUUCAAGCUAGGGUAAACCAUGCUCUUGCAAGCCCCUUACUGUACGGCAUGGCUGCACCAGUGUGACUGCACCACUGUAAUGCAGCUAUCCCCAGCCCCUCCAUGGCUGAAAAGCAGAUGAGUAGCGGCGUCAGGCUGGCUGGUUCUCUGGAGUGGGGUGCAAAUGGGCACUUCGUUUCCUUGUGCACCCAUGCAAAGCUAAUUUUUUCCUGUAGCCUCCGUAUCCACAUGAGCCCACGUCUGGUGGGGGGGAGGGGACAGUGUCUGACUGUGUGUUUCAGAGAUGGGACCCUGCUCUCUAGUGUGCAUGCAUAACAAGCUCCCCAGACUCCGGUCUGAUUUGUGCUCCGCUGUCUUCUCAGGUGAGGCCUGGAACGGCCCAGGGAAGAGGCUAGCUGUAGCGCUGUAUUAAUGUGCAUCAUUAGACCUUGAUCAUGCCAUUUCCCAGCUCCAGCCAGGAUAAUUUCCUUUCCCACUUUUUGAGCAUUAAAAAUCAUCCAGCCAGAAAACCACAUGCCAGAAUACACCCCUCGCUGCAGCCGGGCAUGAGCCCCUGAAGGCCAGGGAUUGGAAACCAUGUUGCCGGCUAAGUGUGAGAGAUUAUACACACGCACACCUGCCUGCCCUUGAGUCAAGGAGUGUGUGAACAAGAAGGGGGAUGGCUGCCCAGGUGCCCUUCACAGGCAGAAGGAACUCAGUCACACUGUGGCGUGACACUGAUCCCUGAAGGCAGGCGGGAAGUGGCCCCCUGUUGUCCCAGAACUACUGUUUUGACAGAUGGACCAAGAACUCUCCUGUGUUAGUGAAUCCGAGCUGAGUGAUAUCUGGAAAGUCCCAUGGCUUAUUUGUCUUUUUUUUUUUUAAAUAUACUUAUUUUGCGAUUGGGGGUGGGGGUGGGGGGAGCGUGUGUUACUGAGGAGAUAAAUGAGAAUCACUUUUAAACUGUAGUUUUUAUAAGAUGUUAUAAACUUGUAUCUUUUUACCAUUAGUGUGGUGUCUGUUCCUUUGUGACCUAUUUAGAGUAUUUAAAUAAAAUCUUGUGGUUUUUUUUUCUUUUCUAAACUCUA